Molecule: messenger RNA, 2962 nt
Organism: Xenopus tropicalis (tropical clawed frog)
Lineage: Eukaryota; Metazoa; Chordata; Amphibia; Anura; Pipidae
Gene: kif9
Product: kinesin family member 9
Exons: 21
Coding region: 275-2836 (853 amino acids)
Biological process (GO): microtubule-based movement
Cellular component (GO): plasma membrane bounded cell projection; microtubule
Molecular function (GO): nucleotide binding; ATP binding; cytoskeletal motor activity
Source: RefSeq, a predicted model, not a curated record
CUGACAGGUGAGAGUAACAGGAGUCAGGGAGCCCAGGUGACAGCGGAACUUCCGGUCCUGGAACAGUUGCUAUGGAGACGGGAGAGUUUACACCGAUUGUGCCCAAUCAGGCCCAGCGCCAAUGGGAGCCCUGGAACACAGACAGAGCCGGUAGUUGUGAGAAUAACCGCACAGGGCUGGCUGCCCCACCGCCCCACAGUCAGUACAAAGGGCGGGGCAGUGUAUGAGGCGUUCCGACUCGCUCUCCCUCUCUGCCUGAGUUUAUGCGGUUGCCAUGGAGAGUGAAGGGGGCGGGCCUUUAGCAACAAGCAGCUGCUCAGGAGCAACUUUUCAUGUGAGAGAGCCGUUUGUGCUGCCGUGCCGCACUAAAUGGUGUAAAGACAGAAUGAGCAGCAGGCCGAGCACUGUGCGGGUGUUUGUCCGGGUUAAACCAACACCGAAUUUUGCUCAUGAGAUCAUCAGAUUCGGGGAAGACAAUAAGACAGUAGAUAUCCACAUUAAGAAAGAUGACAGGCUCGGUGUUGUCAAUAACAAGCGCUCUGAUUGGUCUUUCAAAGUGGACGGGUUACUUCACAAUGCCUCACAAGACACCGUCUAUGAUACCGUGGCAAAGUCGGUUGUUUCCAAGGCACUUGAUGGAUACAAUGGUACAGUCAUGUGUUACGGUCAGACUGGAGCAGGAAAAACAUACACAAUCACUGGAGGGACAGAAAACUACCAACUCAGGGGCAUCAUCCCGAGAGCUUUGCAGCAGGUUUUUAAGGAGAUUGAAGGGAAGAGUGAUCAGUCUAUCACAGUGCGGAUUUCAUAUCUGGAAAUCUACAAUGAGACUCUUUACGACCUCCUUUCCACCGUGCCAGAUGCCCCAGCCCCUGACACACAGAUGACCAUAGUGGAUGAUGCCCAGGGAGUGAUUAUCAAAGGCUUAUCUCUACACCUCGCCUCCAAUGAGGAGCAGGCCUUGAACCUUCUUUUCGAGGGGGAGACAAAUCGAAUGAUUGGAUCCCACAUACUGAAUAAAAACUCAUCCAGGUCUCACUGUAUUUUCACCAUUCAUGUGGAGUCUCAUUCUAGAAUUAUAUCCGAUGCAAAAUAUACAAUCUCAAAAAUUAACCUGGUGGAUCUGGCAGGCUCAGAGCGACUGGGGAAAACUGGGUCUGAAGAGCAGGUCCUGAAGGAGACCACAUACAUCAACAAGUCUCUCUCCUUCCUGGAACAGACGAUAAUUGCCCUAACAGAUCGCAGCCGAGACCACAUCCCCUUCCGGCAGAGCAAACUCACCCAUGCACUCAAGGACUCCCUAGGAGGCAACUGUAACACAAUCCUUGUAGCCAACAUCUACGGAGAGGUCUCUCAGCUCAGCGAGACUCUCUCUACUCUACGCUUUGCCAGCAGGAUGAAAUGUAUCCCAGCCGAGUCUGUUGUGAUUGAGCACUACGAUCCUGUUCGAGUUGCGCGAAACUUGCAAAAAGAGAUUGACCAUCUAAGGCAGGAGCUGGCAGUUCGUGACACAUUGACCAACCACGCUCGCGUCAGUUACGAGCCUUUCAAUGAGAGCCAGAUUGCAGAAAUCAACGCUCAGGUUCGGCGCUAUUUAGAUGGCAAAGUGGAUGAGAUUGAUAUACUGAACCUAAGGCAAAUUCAGGAAAUUUUUAACCAGUUCAAGCUGAUUCUGAGUCAACAGGAAAAGGCGGCAGAAGCUCGACUGAGACAAAAAUACACGCUGAUAGACAAAACCGACUUUGUGACAGUCACAGCUGCUCAGAAGGCGGGACUUUUAGACGCAGACGGGCUGAUGGUGGGAGAAGUAGACGGGCACAGUUUUGGCAUUGGAGUUGCUCCUGUUUCAUCCAAGGCCAGCAGUUCUCUAUCUGCAAGAAAACCCAAAAGCAGAAAAUCAAAGGAACGGUCCAGUCCUGUGAGUCGGAAGGAAGGAGCGGGAAGUCCUGCCCCAGCCAAGGAACUAGAAGCCUUCUCUCCAUCAAAAUCCAAUUUGCUAACUGCUUCUGCCAGGGAGCUGGACCUUAAAGAGACAGUCAUCAAAGAGCAACCUGAGGUGGGAAGCCUGGAUCUACAGCCUGCAGAGUCGACAGUCAAGGAGGAGCGCAGUCUUUCCAGCUCUCCUCCCCCUAAACCGUCCGCUUUUGAAGACUUUAAAGCAGAACGAGGCAGCGAACUGAAUCGCAUCUUUAAGGAGAAUAAAGCCAUUCUUGCCGACCGGAAGCGAAAGCUGAAGGAUGUCACCCAGAGGAUAAACCUCAUAAAGAAAGAGAUGGACGACACUUCGCACACACUCAAUGUUGCCAAAGUGGAAAGAGAAAAGCAAGGGGAAUACAUUAACGAGGAAGGGCAGGUAAUCAUCGAUGAGCAGGAGUUCAUACUGAUCGUCCGGCUGAAGGACCUGAAGAAGCAAUACAGGGCAGAUUAUGAAGAGCUGCAGGACCUGAGGGCAGAGGUGCAAUAUUGCCAGAAACUGGUGGAUCAGUGCCGGCAGCGACUGCUAACAGAAUUCGAAGCUUGGUAUAACGAGUCCUUUGUCAUUCCGGAAGACAUGCAAACUUUAUUGAAGUUGGGGGGCAGUAUAAGGCCAGGACUGAUUCCAGCCAAUAAGCUCCUGGAACUGGGGGAGGAUGAGCAGGAGAGGUUGGAAAGGCUGCAGCAGGAACUGCUGAUGGAGGUCCCUGGCUCCCUCCCUUUCCACAAUGCCAGAAGCAACGUAGAGAAAAAGUACAAGUACAGCAGAGCCGCGGCACAGAUCACUCCAUCCAAAAAGAAGCCCAGUUUGAUAACAAGCACGGUAAAGAACAAACCUCCCUCCAUGUUAUCGGCUGCGUAGGAGCCCAGCAGAUCUACCUUCCUCUCGAUCUAAUUACUGCACUGGCUGGCCUCCUAAUCCCCUGUGCCUGAUACAUGCCACUUACACCGGCCUCAGCUCUGAAAUAAAGGAUUUGGGAAUGUUCCA